AUGGCCGUUAAUCAAUCAGACCUGGGCCCUAACCGGGCUGCAUCACCAGUACUCGAUGCUUCCUCAGUAGAUCCACUUGCUCGCACGAGCAUGGAGAACGAUCAGGUUGUUACUGAUGGGCGUGAUACCCUACAACGCAUGGAGUUAGUCGGUGACACCCAUACCGAUAUACCGGUCCCUGGCCCAACACCCUACGACGAAACAUCUCAUCAGGAUUCGACCUCCUCUUCGAGAACGACUCAAUUGCCGCUCUCCAGCAAUCAUGCCUUAUCAAACUCGUCAACAGUUCCUCCAAUGCGUAUAGAUCGGUUCGAGGCCUACGUCGAGGAUAGUCUUGGAUCAUACGCACCGUCCUUUAUGCAGCAGCAACAGCACAACCAGGCACCCGCUAACGGCAACCAGACAGCGAGUCUUUGGCCGAGCGACAACUUGUUGCAUAACAGGGAGCCAAUCGGCUACUUGCGUCCUUUGGAGGUCAACAUGUCCUCUCGUUCCACCCUCGACCUGGAGCACCAGGUUCUUACGCUUGACUCGGCAGACAUGGCAUACCUCAAGGCAAAGGGUGCCUUUGACCUGCCACCUCGCAAACUGCAGGAGGAUCUCGUCGAGGCAUACUUUUCGGACGUCCAUCCAACUGCCCCAGUGAUCAACCGACAUGAGUUUCUCUCUGCCUUCUACGGUGGUGGGAGCCCAAGUCCACUCCUGCUCUUUGCCAUCUUUACGUCUGGGUCUCGGGCAUGUCGACAUCCGGCGCUUCUAGAUAGCUGGGGAACCAACCAGAGCAGUGCGCAGCGGUUUUACAAGGCUACCAAGGCUUUACUAGAUACGGGCUACGAGCGGAGUCGGCUUGUCCGCGUCCAGGCAUUGCUGCUGCUUACUUGGUGGUGGGACAAGAAGGACGACGGAGGGAGAAACAUGCGGUCAUGCGCGGUUGAUGCGAUCAAUACUGCGCAAAGUAUUGGGAUGCAUCGAUGGAACCAUUAUCCCAAAAGCGACUUGGUAUUGGGGCGCCUGUGGAAACGAAUAUGGUGGACGUGUUUUAACCGCGAUGUGGCAGUGGCCGUCUCUCACGGUCUUCCCUGUAUCAUCGCCAUCUCCGACUUUGACGUCCACCCUUUAACUGCAGACGAUUUCAACGAGGAGCCCAACGUCGCUGAGCAUCUACACCGCUAUCCCUAUCAACCCGUUGAAGUAGCCUUCUCGAUAGAAAUCAUCAGGGUUGCCGAAGCGCUGCAUCAUGUCCACCAGACGCACUUUAUUAGGCAGCACCUCGAAAUGUCCAUGACUGUCUCCAUCGCUGAGCGCGAGGCAAAUCUGACGUCUUUGAGAGCGAUCGGUCAGGUACCCGUGCCGCCUGGCUCAGAGGGGGUCAAAAGAGGGAUUCCCGAUGACUAUAGUGACAAGGGUCUUCAACUCUGUCGCGACUGGCUUGACCGGGUACCCGACGUGCUGAAGUAUGACCUGGACGAUAUUCAGAAACACGAGUUCUGGCCAGCUUUCCUGCACAUUCUGUAUUUCACAAACAUCAUGUUACGCUUCCGAGAGAGGGCAGUCUCGCGUCCGGCCCAGGGGCGGGCUGAAGCCGAACGGCUCUACUGCCAGGCUCAAGGGAUCGCUGCAGCAACCGUGAUUAGCAAGAUUCUUCGCAACGUGAGGGCGUAUAAUCAUGUCCUCCGCUUCACCGGUCAACUUACCAUCUCGCUCUUCAAUUGUCUGAUAUUCUUCCUCAUCGAAGGACAGUCACCAAAUGACCAUGUCCGCGCUGACGCUCAGGCAAAGUACUCGAUGUGUCUGCACAUGCUGUAUGAGUUUAGUCAACUUUGGGUCAGCGCGUCGCUAGUCCACCGACUGUUUGAGGCCUUGCAGGCCCACAUGCAGCUUGCGAGAGGGGUAGCCUCGCCCUUCUUUUAUGCGGAUCAGUGGGAGUCCCCUCUUCCCGGUCUGCGGGUGUCCAGCGACAUUACCGAAUCUUACAUGAAGCAGUUGCUGGCCACCGAUUUCUACUACGACGGCAACAGCGUAGCUGGAUCGAGUCUCGGCCAGUCGUCCACAGGGCCAGGCACAGAGUUCUCUUCGCCCACCGGGAUGACUCAGUACUUCCUCGAGGAUACGUCACAGCCGUCUCUAGAUCUGUCCCUACCCCUUGGAGGAGGUGUCCCCGAUUCAUUGGACGUCGAGCAGUGGUACGCCUUCUCAGAGCCUCCUGAAGCCUGGUCGUGUUUCUCUGAAGCUGACGUCUAUCUGCCAACUAGGGUGAACUUUUUUGGUCUUGGUGGGAGCCCGGCUGAGGAGACGAAUAUGUUUAUGUUUCAGCAGAAGGGCACUGGUGCUAGCAGGACGUAA
Molecule: messenger RNA, 2343 nt
Organism: Aspergillus calidoustus
Lineage: Eukaryota; Fungi; Ascomycota; Eurotiomycetes; Eurotiales; Aspergillaceae
Source: the annotation of a GenBank genome assembly